Messenger RNA from Salvelinus fontinalis (brook trout), 3134 nucleotides. RefSeq names its product butyrophilin subfamily 2 member A2-like. NCBI's taxonomy places the organism in Eukaryota, Metazoa, Chordata, Actinopteri, Salmoniformes, Salmonidae. The transcript is spliced from 6 exons. The record is from RefSeq and is a predicted model, not a curated record. Bases 238 to 1140 code for a protein of 300 amino acids. Gene Ontology annotation, cellular component: external side of plasma membrane. Gene Ontology annotation, biological process: positive regulation of T cell proliferation; T cell costimulation; cellular response to lipopolysaccharide.
AGCAUUCAGUGAGCGCACACUGGAAACUAGCUGAGGAGUAGGAAUGAUCCGAGCGUUCUGAUCUCAACGGCAGUCAAAUACACAAGCUAAUUGCCCAAUUUCUGGAACCGUGACGUCAAAGGAAAAAAAUUCGACAGUUGACACUGCUGACUUUCACUCUUUCCACGUUUGCCGUCCAUCGCGGAUUCACGGCAAACUUUGAUCUCCUGCUUACAUUCAUUAUAAUUUCUUCAGAAAAUGGAAAACUAUAGAACACACAUUGUCAUGUGGACUGUCCUGUGGUUAGUAGCAGUCUUCCUGUGUGCCUCAGCCCAUUUGGAGCCGCUCCAAGCUAUUGUGGGACAAAACGUCCUCCUGCAAUGCCCCUGCAAGAAGAGAAACGAGAGAAUGGACAUUAAAUGGCAGUUAGAAGACCAUACCACCGUGCUUCACCACAGUGGAAGACAUAACAUCACAAGCAUCGGGGAGGGAUAUCAAAACAGGGUCAGUCUCUUUCAGAAUGAAGAUAAGGACAACUGUUCCCUGCUCCUCUCAGGCAUCACUGUCGCAGACAAUGGGAUGUACAAAUGCUUCUUUCAAACCGAGACUUUGGUCUACAUUCACAUCACUCUGCAUGUGAUUGCCAACUACAGUGUCUGUAUGUACCAGGUACUAGACCAGGCUUCGGAGGGAUCCGGAUGGGGAGAGGGGUUCGUGGUGUACCAGUGUAAAGCCAACGGUGGAUUCCCAAAGGGCCAGAUUCACUGGAAGAUGGGUGGACAUCCUCUUGUGAACACCUCCAGGAGGGAUGAGACCCACCUGGAUAACUCUACAGGACUCUACAGUCUGACCAGCAACCUGACCAUGGAUCAGAGUCAGGGUGAAAAACUGCAGUGUAUGGUGGAGAACACAGACCAGGCUUCUAAACUCAACUCCACCUGCAAGGAAAAGCCUGUGCACAUUAGAGAGAGUCUAUUUGAGAGUCCUGGUAAAGUAGCAGUAGCAGCAGGUGUGUCUGUCAGCAUGGUUGUGAUGCUGGUUGCGGGAGUCCUGCUGGUGAUCUUCUUACUGGCUAGAUGUCACCGGCGUGAAACGUCAACGAAGCAGAGAGACACGGAGGAAAGAAGCGUGACCCAGCAGUUGAACAUGUAUGAACACUGAGUGUGUGGAGCAUCUUCUCCCUCUGAUACAACAAUCUCUCCUCAACUGACGGAUGACAAAAUGGAGGGAUGGUGACUUGCAACAAGACAAACUUAAACUUAAAAUAAUGCCUGUGUUCAAAGUAGCAAUGUGGAGCAGCAUUGAGCAAUGUAUUGUACUGUCAUGUCUGAACUAUAUUCUGUGGCCGUUAUGAAACGAGGCAGGAAGUGAAAGAAGUGGAGAACAGCAUGAUGGGUGAAAUGACUGGUCAAUGGACUGAACAUGAGCUGAACUCAGUAAAUGAAGUCCAGAGAAAUCCCAAGAAAUAAAGUAGACCUAAGGCAGCCUGUAUAUUGCAAUUAUAGAGUUUACUAACUACAGGUGCAUUCACAUUUCUAAGAAGAGAAGCAGAUGAUACAGGACUACUAUAAUUAACAGCCAUCAUGGAAACUCUUGUUACAUACAUCUACCGCAUGUUCCUGCUGUAACCCAUUUGAAUCAUGUUGAUAAAUCAGGUUGAUAAUUCAUGUUGAUAAUUCGUUUUCAUGUACAGCAGUCAUUUCACCAUUUAAAUGUGAAUGUAAUUUUCUGAAUAUGUGAAGAAUUUGACAUGAUCAAUGUUUUCAUUGCUGCUUAUUAUUAUUAUGUAGCUUGCUGUGAAACAAGCAUGCCAUGGAAUGACUAAAUCAAAAGAUUAGUAACACUUUGGUCCAGGGUCCGUUUUGUUGUAUUAUUAACCAUAUUGGUUAAGCUUACAACACAGGAAGAGCUGAUCGGAAAUCAGGGAAAUAAAAUGAUUUUUUAUAGGUCUUGUCCCGAGGGACUAGAGGGACCAGUACAAGUUUCACAUCUGUGUUCAUAUUUAUUUUGUGAGAAGACAAAAAAAAAACUACAGACAUUAUACAAAUACACAUAUAUACUAUAUCCUCCCACCCCUUUCCACCCACAUGACCUGCUUAUUUGAGUACAAAUAUCAAAGUAGUGUUUGAUAUUUGUUGAUACUUGGUUGCAUGGGUGUUAGGUACAGUGUAGUUAGUCAUCAUUAAGCAGUAAGAGAUUGGCAAUACAAGGGAUUGGUUUAGAUAAAAUGCUUGAUAGUGAUGAAGCCACAGAUUGCCAAAAGGAGAACAUCUGUUUUAAUACUUUUAUACCACUUGUAUUUUAUGCUGUAAGUGACAAUACUGGCUGUUUUUCUGUGUGUGAAAGUAUUGUUUAGUCGUUUUUAUGUGUUUGUAGUGUUGGAAAGCAGCUGAAAUUCUCUGCCCUCUUCCCUCUUGGUGUUUCUUUUUCAAAUAAACUGUAUGUACUGUGAAUAUGAAAUGAGAUAUUAAAUGCCAUAAUAAACCCUAUAUUAAAGCACAGCAUUGAUUGUCACUGCUACGCAGAUGAUACACAACCUCACAUUUCUGUGUCACCAGAGGACUCUAGCUCCACGGAUACAUUAUUAGACUGUUUUAGUGAGUUAAAUACUUGGAUGGCUCACAACUUCCUCCAGCUAAAUCAAGACAAGACCGAGGUACUUAUUGUUGGAGCCAGAGCACAGCGAGAGAAUCUAGCAGCAUAUUUUAAUUCACAGGCAAUAAAGAUAAAACACCAGGUAAAAAACCUAAGUGUUAUUUUUACAUUCUGAAGUAAAUUUUGAAUCACACAUUAGGAAUGCGACCAAAAUAGUUUUUUACCACCUGAGGAACAUUUCGAAGGUGUGGACGUUUCUCUCAGGCUGAUACAGAGAGACUCAUCCAUGCUUUAAUUACAUUCAGGUUUGACUACUGUAAUGCUCUCCUGUCUGGUCUACCAAAGAAAGCCAUUGGUCAACUGCAGAACAUACAGAAUGCUGCAGCAUGGGUACUGACCAAGACCAAGACGGAGAGCAAACAUUACACCGGUUUUAAGGUCUCUACUGGCUGCCUGUGAGUUCUGUAAAGCACAUUGCGUUGCAGUCCAUGUCUGAAAUGUUCUGUAUAAAAAAAGCUUGAUUUGAUUAAAUGUCAAAAUAAACGCAAUAUCAAAUGCUA